Messenger RNA from Rubroshorea leprosula, 1615 nucleotides. The record is from the annotation of a GenBank genome assembly. Lineage: Eukaryota; Viridiplantae; Streptophyta; Magnoliopsida; Malvales; Dipterocarpaceae.
CCUGGAGUUAAUGUCUUCGACACUCUGGGACAUUUUCCAUGGCUGCGGAUGAGCCAAUCCUAGGCUUGGAUGUUCAUGGUUCCACAACAAAGGGUUCAGUCCACGAGGUCAUCAAAGACCAUGGGGAUCGUAACAGGGGGGGUCGGAUUGAAUCCGAGAUGCUGAGGGUAUUCUUAACGGUCUCAAAUUCAGUGCCCCAAUUUGAUGAUACCGGGAGUAGCUCCAUUGAAUUCCUGAUUAUGUAUGAGGACCUUCAGUAUGCUGUCUUGGGUACUCUCUAGCCAACAAAUGAGGAUGGCAAUAGCUCGCUCCGUUUUAAGAUCCAGGUAAGCUGGAGGGCUAUGCUUAUUUCCUUCAUGGAUAUUGCAGACGGCGUUAGGGGUUUGGCUUUGAAUGGAAUUGAAAUGGGAUUUGAAUUUUUCUUUGAUAUAUUGGGUUUUGAGUUUGAGAAUCAUACCUUGCUUGCUUGUACCGGAAUGGAAUUUAGGUCAUAUCGUACCAACAAAUUGCUAAAAGGAUAUAGUUGUUUGAUUGGAUCUAACAUUAAUCAAGUGACUAGUCUGCUAGUUGAUGAUGGUACUAUUAUGCUGGCCUAUGAUGAUUCUUUUGUUGGUCUUGAGCACUCUGGGAUUAAGUAUGGUGGUGUUAAAGUUUUGGGAUAAUCAGGGAGAGGAUAGUGGCUUUAAUUAUAUCUAUUGGGAGGUGAAUGAGGGUAGGGAUGGUUUCUUUAGUGUUGAUGGUUGUAUAAAUUUUGAUGGAGUCUUUAAUCCUGAUGAAAAAUGGCUAGUUGUUUUGAGGCUUUGUGGUGACAUGGUCAAUGUCUGUGCUCUUAUGGAUGUCCCAGUGCUUAGUGGAAAUGUUGUUGUUCUUGGCUACAAAAGAUCAUUAUGUUGUAGGGGUUGGUGGGUGGUGGCUGUCCUCUAACAGCCACAGGCCACUGGGGCACCAUGACACAUGGAAUUUUUAAGGACCAAGGGAUGGGAUCCCCCUUGGCUCCUUUAGGGCUAAACAGAGGUAUACUUUUGGAUUCUAUCUAUCCUACUUUUCUUUAUUCUAAUGCAGAAAAUAACAAAAACUUAUCCUAGUCAUUAUGGUAUCUUGGUUGCUGGUAUCUCUUGCGAAGUAGUUGGGCUGUCUAUUUCUGGUAUAUUGCUCUGGGUUGCAGUCUCCCCUAGGACAUGGAUUGGAGAAUUCUUCUCUUAUGGAAGGUUCAUCUUCAUCUAUGUACCUGGAUGUAUCAUAGGUGGCUGUUUCGUUGGUGCUUAUGCUAUGUAGAAAGUAGAUUGGUCUUUGCUUCCCAAGGCUGCAGGUUUGGUUGCAAGUGUCCUAGGGUCUUAGGUGAUGUGGAUUAGCAUAUCUAUGCAGCGAUCCCUCACUGUUCCUUGCAUUUAUACCUGCUUUUGCUAUCCAAGCUGUGUGUUUGUGGUUGAGGAGUGCAGGCCGAUAGCUAGCUAUCGUGGAGAGGAAGAUGUGCGACUCCGGAAGGUUAGUAGAACCCCCAUCUUCUUAGUUGGACUGCAGUGGAGUCACCAACAGCCUUUAGAUUUAGUGUUUCUACUUUCUGUUAUUUUUUCCUUCUGUUUGUUGUUCUUUGUUUACGUAAAGACCUAUAGGC